AUGGAUGGUGAAAGAUGCCUAAAUUGGUUCAUUAAUAUAAUGCCUAAGCUACAACCAGGAAGUGUGGUUGUCAUGGAUAACAAUCCCUAUCAUUCGGUAAGAGUCGAAAAAAUACCAACAACUAGCUGGAACAAGCAGCAAAUAAUAGAUUGGCUGCAAAGCAAACGCAAAUCCAUGGACAUGACUUAUUUAAAAAAAGAAUUAUUAAUGAAAGUUGCCGAAAUCGCCCCACAAUAUAAUAAAUAUUUAAUAGAUGAGACUGCCAAAUGUAAUGGCAUUACAAUUCUUCGCCUACCGCCUUACCAUUGCAAACUUAAUCCAAUUGAAUUGGUUUGGGCCCAAAUAAAAAAUUAUGUUGGUGCCAAUAACUCCACGUUCAAAAUGAGUGACAUAAAAAAAUUAUUACAUGACGCAAUAGCAUUAAUAGGCGCUAAUCGUUGGAAGAAGUGCUGCGACCACGUGAUACGCAAAGAAAAUACCAUGUGGAAUUUGGAUGACAUCAUGGAACUUGCAGAACAAAAUUCUUUCAUAAUCAAUGUAACUGGAGAAUCUAGCGAUACUGAUUAG
This is a messenger RNA of Parnassius mnemosyne (clouded apollo), 567 nucleotides long. Lineage: Eukaryota; Metazoa; Arthropoda; Insecta; Lepidoptera; Papilionidae. The record is from the annotation of a GenBank genome assembly.